Candida tropicalis MYA-3404 is the source of this 291-nucleotide messenger RNA. RefSeq lists its product as uncharacterized. The transcript has a single exon. NCBI's taxonomy places the organism in Eukaryota, Fungi, Ascomycota, Pichiomycetes, Serinales, Debaryomycetaceae. The record is from RefSeq and is a predicted model, not a curated record. The coding region runs from base 1 to 291 and encodes 96 amino acids.
AUGAAAUCCGAAUCACCACAAUCUGCUCAAGUAUUAGAUUACCUAAAAUCAGAAUAUACCAAUUAUUUAACAAAGGCUAAGGAGGAUAAAGAAGGGGAAAAAUACAAGGUUUAUCGAUCCUUAGAAUCACCAAAUCAAUGGACAAGCAAUACAGGCAGCAAUAGACAAAACAACAACAAAAAUAAUCCUAAAGAAGUGAUAAGAAACCGUCCAGGAAAUAACAACACAUUAGACUUGCUAUUUGAAAUCAAUCGUUCAGUUUACCAACAGAGAGAAAGACAAAAUAAAUAA